Molecule: messenger RNA, 306 nt
Organism: Closterium sp. Yama58-4
Lineage: Eukaryota; Viridiplantae; Streptophyta; Zygnematophyceae; Desmidiales; Closteriaceae
Source: the annotation of a GenBank genome assembly
AUGCCCAAAUUUGGCCAGUACAACAGCAAAUACAGUCCGAUCUGCAAGAAAAAAAACAAGAAGAAGGAGAAGAAGGAGGAGGAGAAGAAGAAGAAGAAGAAGAAGAAGAAGAAGAAGAAGAAGAAGAAGAAGAAGAAGAAGAAGAAGAAGAAGAAGAAGAAGAAGAAGAAGAAGAAGAAGAAGAAGAAGAAGAAGAAGAAGAAGAAGAAGAAGAAGAAGAAGAAGAAGAAGAAGAAGAAGAAGAAGAAGAAGAAGAAGAAGAAGAAGAAGAAGAAGAAGACGAAGAAGAAGAAGCCUCAUGCCUGA